UAGGCUGCCAGUCGGUCCCAACGAUCCACCUGAAGUUGCCGGAGAGGAUGGAAGCGAUCUCGGGGGACCCCGUGACUCUCCCCGCCACCUACAGCACCGACAGGAGGGUCAUGAACAUCGCCUGGUACAAACUGGACCCCAGAGAACCGACUUCCCGCACGCAGAUCUUCUCCUACUACCCUCCUCUCCAGACCAGGGAGUCGUACGGAGAUUACGUCGGCAGGACUUCUCUAGAGGACCAGGCGUCCCUGAGGAUCGCCCGCACCAAACCUGCAGACGAGGGGAAGUACAUCCUGUCUGUGUCUGUGGAGGGGGUCGGCAGCAGCGAGGGACAGGUUCAACUGAUACUCAUGGUCCCCCCUACAGUUCGUGUGGGCCCGUCUAACCCGUACGUCAUCACCAGAGGGAGAUCGACAUCCCUGACAUGCGCAGUGGCGGGCGCCAAACCCAACAUCACGUCGCUACACUGGGAGAAGGACGGCGAGGUCAUUGACCCCAGGCGACAGCCCGCUAAAUAUUCCCACGGGAACGUUGUCGUCCCCGCGCUGCACAUCCGCCACGUGGGCAAGAGCGACGCCGGCGUGUACGCAUGCGUGGCUGAUCACGUGGUCAAGGUCGUAAGGGCCUCACUGCAGGUCAAAGUUCAUUAUCCGCCGUCCAUUCUGAGUAUAUCCGACUCCCUGAGCGCAACGGUAGCAGACAGCGUCUCCGUACAAUGUGUAGCAGACGGGAACCCUCCUCCAAACAUCACGUGGUCACGUGACGGGACGCGCCUGCGCAGUGCCGUCCACUCCGUCACCAGUGACAUGCGCACUUCGACCGUGAAGCUGGGAAACGUUCGGGUGAACGACAGUGGGAAGUACGUCUGUCAGGCAAGCAAUGGCGUUGGGAGGGGCGCCUCCAGCUCACUGGUUCUCACUAUCAGAGAGUCCAGACUGGGCGUGACAAGUUCGACGGUAGCGGUGGUGGUCGGAGCGUCAGCCGGCGGACUCUGGUUCAUCGUCUGCGUGGCCCUGGCCGCCUACCUAGUCAAACGGCGGCGGCUCCAAGAUGAGAAGAAGAAGUUCGCCUUUUAUUACAACAUGGGCAGACGGGAGCCUACCGAGAGGGGGGAGUUGGGAGAGGAUAAGGAACCGCCACCGUACACUGCAACGCCAGGAAAACCUUCCAACAAGGCGCCGAACUACGGAGGAAUCAACACUAUCAGGAAGUCCAUAGGCAGAAAAGAAAGGCGCUAUGCCCGUGCCGUCUACUCGUACCGACCUCGUGAGGAGAACGAGCUGCGCCUGGAGAUGGAUGACGUCAUCGAGGUGCUGGAGGGGGAAGAUGGCGGCUGGUGCUUGGGUUACCUGCGGGGCAGGAUAGGCCUGUUCCCCUCCAACUACGUCAGAUUCAUCUCCUCCAGUGAAGUGCUCGCAAUUAAAUCUGCCGGCGUUCACCAAACGAUAGAGGUGCGAGACUCAGCGCCGGCCAAUGGAAGCAUUUAGAAGAAUCCGUUACGUCAUCACCUGGCUCAGCACCGUCCAAUGGGAGCAUUUAGAAUCCCUGACAUCAUCGUCUGGUUCGGCACCGUCCAAUGGGAGCACUUAGCCUCCCUUACGUUAAUGUUCUAAUCAGCGCCAUCCAAUGGGAGCACGUAGACUCUCUACGUCAUCGUCUGGCAGCGCCGUUAAAUUGGGGCAUGUACCCCUUCUUACGUCAUUCUCAGAUUAAGCGCCGUCCAAUGGGAGCAUGUAGCUCCCUGACGUCAUUUCCUGACCAUCCACUGAAAUAUCGCACAUUGACAUCCUCAUAUGGUGCCAAACGACAAUUGUGGAUCAAAGGAAGUUCUUUGCAGUCCGCUCACUGAAAACGAAAGUGAAGACAAAAUGGCGCUUAUCGCUCCAAUGGUUCCUACCCUCCAGGCGCUUCACACCUGCCAUUAACGGAGCCACUCUGGGACCGAGAGGAGACUUUGUGACGCCAACACGUUCCCAGGAUACUGUAGUAGGAGCAGCAGUCUUAGUGCUUCAAUUAAAAUGUCUUUCAAUUUUCCAAUUUUACGCUUUUAGACCCCCGGGCAGAUUUUAGCGGCCGGUUGUUCGUCACGGUAUUUGGCAAUGAAAGCGGUUUUUGUUGAGAAUUCAGACGACACAUCUAGCAGUAAAACAUGAUUACACAGCUGAAGUGGCUACAUGGUACGAUUUACUUAUGUAUAUAAAUGUCUGGACUUGUGUUAAGCGGUGGGUAUCUGUAAAUUACAAUAAA
Messenger RNA from Branchiostoma floridae (Florida lancelet), 2247 nucleotides. RefSeq names its product leucine-rich repeats and immunoglobulin-like domains protein 1. Bases 48 to 1487 code for a protein of 479 amino acids. Gene Ontology annotation, molecular function: cell adhesion molecule binding. The record is from RefSeq and is a predicted model, not a curated record. Gene Ontology annotation, cellular component: cell-cell junction. The transcript is spliced from 7 exons. NCBI's taxonomy places the organism in Eukaryota, Metazoa, Chordata, Leptocardii, Amphioxiformes, Branchiostomatidae. Gene Ontology annotation, biological process: cell-cell adhesion.